AUGAACGACCCUUUAAAUGAUCCAAUGGUAGUAGCUGUGGAACAAGGAAAUGAGAAACUACCGCAUUUAAAUUCUACACAAAAAGCUAACCCCAUAGAGGAAUUUUUUCAAGAGUUACACCAGAGUAUGAAGUCUGUCGAUCUAGGGACUGCUUCUCAAACGACUGAGCAGAUCACGCUUGAUAUUCCACCAUAUACGGCAGAUUAUAAGCCAGAAGUAUCAAGUAAAAAAAGACAUCUAUACAGCAUAAAUGAGCUUCUAGCUUUUUCAAGAGAACUUCCUGCGGCAACUUCGGAAGAGGUCAUCAACUCGUUACCAAAGAAGAAGUUUUGGAGAUUAAACCGUCGAUUCUCUGAUCACCAAGCGCAUGGGAAAAAUGUAGGGCACAAGAACGCCAAAAACAUUGGCUCAAAUAGGCCUGUAUCUAAUGAUGAUAUGCCCUUUGAGAGAAGAAACAAUAAGAACAAAGGUGCAAGAGCCACGCAUCCCAAGAGAGGUAGCAGAUUUAGCAAGAAUGAAGAUUUGAUGGAGGAAAAAGAUAUCGCUGUGAAUAAUGAUGACCUUUUAGCACUUGAAGAAGAAUUCGAGCCUACUGGGAAUUCGAUGGCAGAUUUUGAAAUGUGGAAGGCCAAGAUGAGAGAAAUGGAACGCAAGAAGAAAGGUCUACCAGCGAAUGAUACAAAUGAACUACAAGAACCAAUUCCGGCUGUUUCCACAACUUCCAGUUCAAUAUCCGAUUUUUUGAAACUGAGUAACAAAAUUACCGAGCCAGAUGCGGCACGUUCCCAAAGCAUACCAGACCUAAAGGCUUCUACAGACAAGGAAUCUAUGCAAAAGCAUGACACUCCAACUGAGCCAGUGGUGGGGACAUCUUCCAGAUUCUCUUCUUUUUUCACUAACUCUACUUCAAGUGUUUCUUCACCUUAUUUGAAGCCUGCUGAACCUGAACUUGCCUCAAACUCGACACACAAAAACCCAGAAGUGACUUCAAGUAAAACCAGCGGAUCUAGACUAAUGUCAUUUUUUAAUAAGGAACAAAAUGUCGGCGGAGAGGCUCCUGUAUUUGUCAAUAGCCCCAAAGAACAACCUAAAUUCAUGCCACCACCUGGUUUCCCCCCACAGAAUAAAGCGAAAGAGCAACAGGAGAUGCCACCUACUAUGCCUCCAAUGCAACAAAUUCCGCAGCAAAUUCCGCAACAAAUUCAACAACAGCAACCUCUAACAAACAACGCAUUUUUCCAAGGUCUACUGAAUAAAGGCAAAGUAGGUGGGAGCACACUACCCGCUGGACCACCACCAGGUGUAGCUAUGCCCAGCAACGGCCCUCACAUAUCCCAGCAAGGCCAACGUCAUAGGCAGACGGCUCAGCAAGCUGGAGUCGGCGUUCCACCAGGUUUUAAUAUGGGUAUGCAUCCCCCUGGAUUCGUGUCACCGAUGCAGGGCGGGCCUGUACAGGUGCCCAACGGAAUGCCCAUGGCUAAUAGCACGAAAAAUAGCAACAACGGUAAUCAGAGUAAUAAGCCUCAGCAACCAUUACAGCAACGACAACCUCCUUUGCAACCGGGAAUGCUUCCUCAACAAUUUGUUCCUCCACCAGGAUUCCCACCAAUGCAAUCAAUCCCACCAAAUUUCAAUCCCAAUAUGUACAUACCUUCCAAUGGGAUGAUGCCUCCGAACGGUCAGCAAUUCUUCCCGCCAGUUCCACCACCUAAUGGCGUUAUGAACUUCCCACCAUUCCCUAAUCAAGCGGGCUUUCCACCUCGAGAAAAUAGGAAUAAGUAA
This is a messenger RNA of Torulaspora delbrueckii, 1782 nucleotides long. RefSeq names its product Eap1p (gene EAP1). Lineage: Eukaryota; Fungi; Ascomycota; Saccharomycetes; Saccharomycetales; Saccharomycetaceae. The record is from RefSeq and is a predicted model, not a curated record. The transcript has a single exon. The coding region runs from base 1 to 1782 and encodes 593 amino acids.